Fusarium poae is the source of this 1179-nucleotide messenger RNA. RefSeq lists its product as uncharacterized. Gene Ontology annotation, molecular function: ATP binding; cAMP-dependent protein kinase activity. The record is from RefSeq and is a predicted model, not a curated record. Bases 1 to 1179 code for a protein of 392 amino acids. Gene Ontology annotation, cellular component: cAMP-dependent protein kinase complex; nucleus. The transcript has 3 exons. Gene Ontology annotation, biological process: peptidyl-serine phosphorylation. NCBI's taxonomy places the organism in Eukaryota, Fungi, Ascomycota, Sordariomycetes, Hypocreales, Nectriaceae.
AUGGCCGCUACCGUUGCGCCUUCACAUGCCGCUGGCCUGCCGUCGUCAUCGGGCAUCCCUGCGCCGUCGCAUUCCGCAAACUCACAUUCCCAUUCUCAAGAUGUCUCGGGCGCAUCGACAUCUUCCGCCCCAAGUCCGCUACCACAAACCCGCAAGUUUAAUCUCCGAGACUUCAGACGGGUUAGAACACUAGGGACAGGAACCUUUGCUCGAGUCUGCCUCGUUCGCCCCGCCGCGACCGCGCACAUCCCCCUCGAUCACCAACUCAACCCCGAAGUUUAUGCUCUCAAGAUACUCCGGAAGCCAGAAGUCAUCCGUCUCAAGCAGGUUGACCAUGUCCGACACGAACGCGCUAUUCUCGCCGAUGUAGCAGGUCAUCCCUUCAUCACAACUCUGAUUGCCUCAUUUUCCGAUCAGGAUUCACUCUACAUGUUACUCGACUACGUCCCAGGCGGAGAGCUUUUCACAUACCUUAGGAAGUUACGGCGUUUCGAGGAACCCGUCGCUCGGUUUUACGCUGCGGAAAUCGUUCUGGUCCUGGAGUACUUGCACGAACAGCAAGGCGGUAUCGCCUACCGAGACCUCAAGCCUGAGAACUUGCUUCUGGAUCAGGACGGGCACAUCAAACUGGUUGAUUUUGGCUUCGCAAAGCGACUCGGCUACCGCGAAGACAACCGCCCAGUUGAAACAUACACAUUGUGUGGAACACCCGAGUAUCUCGCUCCGGAAGUGAUUCAGAAUAAAGGACACACCGGCGCAGUUGACUGGUGGGCAUUGGGCAUUUUGAUAUACGAAUUCUUGACGGGAUAUCCUCCAUUUUGGCACCAGAACCCUAUCGAGAUCUACAAACAAAUUCUUGAGAAGCCUGUCGUCUUUCCACAAGACCCCUCAUUGUCAGAAGAAGCCAAAGACAUAAUACGCUCUCUCUGUACCGUUGAUCGGUCGCGGCGUCUCGGCAAUAUCAGCGGUGGUGCAGCUCGUGUCAAGUCGCACCCCUUCUUUCAAGAUACAGACUGGGAUGAAAUCUUAGAUCGCCGACAGAAGGGCCCUAUCCAGCCUCCAAUACGAUACCCAGGUGAUGCGCAAUGCUUUGAUGUGUAUCCUGAGGACGAUGGAACUCGCGAGCCAUACGGCCGUGAGAUGGCAGAGAAGUAUGACCCAUACUUUGCUGAUUUCUAA